Messenger RNA from Equus quagga, 2242 nucleotides. It is a transcript of the gene CLBA1, whose product is annotated as clathrin binding box of aftiphilin containing 1. The coding region runs from base 674 to 1705 and encodes 343 amino acids. Gene Ontology annotation, biological process: intracellular transport. The transcript is spliced from 5 exons. The record is from RefSeq and is a predicted model, not a curated record. Lineage: Eukaryota; Metazoa; Chordata; Mammalia; Perissodactyla; Equidae. Gene Ontology annotation, molecular function: clathrin binding. Gene Ontology annotation, cellular component: trans-Golgi network membrane; AP-1 adaptor complex.
GGCGGACGCCGGAAGCAGAGCCAGCGCACGCUGUUGCCGGGCAACGGGCCGGCGCGGGCCUUGGGGUCGGUGAGCUGCUCGCUGCGCCCGCGCGGAGGCGGCGGCGCAGCGCGGCGAGGUGGGUGCGGGCCCCAGCUGGACACCCAGGCCCGAGCGCGCCCAGCCCGUCCCUUGGGAGCCGCCGCCUCGGACCCGGCCCGGGCUGCCCUGCGGCCCGCCCCGCAAGGGUCCCAUCCCGACCUACCGUGGGAACCUCUGGGUGCCCGGACUCUUACCCCCUGGCCAGACUGGGCCUCCGGACCCCUGCCCACCCGGCCGGGGCGGGACACCGCAGCGCGCCCACCCUCCCCGGCUGAGCCGACCCCGCAGCGCCUUGGUCUCCGGGACAGGCCCCUGUGCGGGACUGGUCGUCGGCGUGUAGGAGGAAGCCGGGCAGCCCCCGCUCACUUUCCCCUGGGUGACCAGGCUGCGGGUGUAGUUUGUGUCCGUUCCACAGCGACACUGGACCCACACCAGGCUAUUCACACUCCCGAGGAAGCCACCAGCAGCUACUGGGCAGCGGCGAGCAGGCGGCCCCCCAGGCCCUGUCCAGCCCUGGGCAGCCCCAGCACAGCAGUGUGUAUGUCUCCUGAGCAUCUUCCUGGCGCGUCUGUGCGGGCCUGGCGGCACCAGCAUGCAAGGCCAGCCAGAGCUGGGGGGAGUGCCUGGCCAGGUGCUCCCUCCCAGCGGGUCUCUGAGUGACCUCGCAGAGGGAGCAGGCGAGGUUUCCCUCCACCAGGCUUCUAAAGACAGCGGUGCAGGCGAGACACCUGGGGCACAGAGUGGCGACGAUGUGGAGUGGGUGAGAACCCGCUCCCAACUCCCUCCCACAGAUGGGGACGCCGGGAUCCCCGGGCGCAGUGAGGGCUUUACCACCUGCACCACCAGUGGUCCGGACCCAGGGGAACACAGCGGUGCCUGGGGGGAGUUUGAGGGCUUUCGGGAAUCUUCAACCAAGUCUGAACAGUUCUCUCAGUCCUUUGGACUCCCGGAGAGGCCCACGGAACCUCUGCUGCCGAGAACUCCUUCUGCCCAAAAGGAGCGUGGUUCUCGCCAGCCUCACCGGGGUGGACCCCGGGUGACUGGGACGGCCACUGUCCCACCUUCUGAGCCCAUUCUCAACUAUGAGAACAUUUUUAGGUUUGCUUUUCAAGAAGUACCAGUCCAGCAGACAACUGAAGAUGUUUCCACCUUAGACCUUUUCUUAGAAAUAAGCAGUGAAGAAAAACCUGGCCUGGGAUCUGUACAUAAAUUGUGUUCUGAAUCUAGAAAACUCUGGAGAGCUCUUCAGAACACAGACACCACGUUGACAUCCCAAUGCCUCUGGAGCGAGUCCCGCUGCCAGGAAAACUUCUUUCUCGUUCUCGGAAUAGAUGCUGCUCAGAAGAGCCUCUCCGGGGGCCAGGGCCACACUGCGGAAGGCCCAGAUCUCAAGGAGCCCGGGGACCCCAGUGCGCACGGCUUCCGUCUGCACCGCUGCAGAGCGCUGAUCCAGACCAAGCUCUCGGGGACGCCCGGUGGCAGACAGGGGAGCCUGAUCACUUACAGCCUCUUUCUGAAGACGCCCUUCCACGGAAACACGCAGCACAUCACAUUUCCAAGGAAAAAGAAGAUGUUCCCUCCACGUAACCUAAAAAUGAUGUUGUUUAACAGUAACGUUUGCUAAAACGGAGCACUUGGUAUCUUUCUGAGGAAUUUUACAUUUUCUUACUGUUGGGUUUAGUACUGGAAACCAGAACUGUUUUGUGGAGGGGUUUCCCAAAUCCCAAGGCAGUGUCCCGGAUACUCCGUGGAAACCUGCCCUGCGCCCACCAGCCAAUUUUAGGGUCUCAUCAGGUCAGAUGGAGGCUGCGGGCUUCGGCAGAGCCCAUCCUCACCAAGAAGGGGGCGCCUGUGAGGAGCCCAGGCCCGGCUGCCUGUUCUGCACUGCCUGGGGGCACCAGGGGCCUCGCUCAGUUGGGGCCAUCACUGGGGACAGCUGUCCAGGCACCUCUUAAGUCCUGAUGGCACCCCAUCACACCUCAUCCCCACGGGCAUAGGCAGGGUUGAGGGCACACAUGAGGGGUUGAGGUCUGCUGUCCCCAAAGCGUCAUGAGCGCUCGCCUACCGAGCACCCACCCAGCGGCCUCUCCGCGCCCUCAUCGGCAGAGGUGGCGAGCCAAGCAGUGGCACUGAUUUUUGUAAGAUUUUAUGAAAUAAAUGA